Acomys russatus (golden spiny mouse) is the source of this 2253-nucleotide messenger RNA. RefSeq names its product ring finger protein 112 (gene Rnf112). Gene Ontology annotation, molecular function: GTP binding; GTPase activity; metal ion binding. Bases 178 to 2133 code for a protein of 651 amino acids. Lineage: Eukaryota; Metazoa; Chordata; Mammalia; Rodentia; Muridae. The record is from RefSeq and is a predicted model, not a curated record. Gene Ontology annotation, biological process: protein homooligomerization; endoplasmic reticulum organization. The transcript is spliced from 15 exons.
UUUUUUUUUCUGACCAGCUCAUUUAUUCUCCAGCGCUGACAGCUAGGCAGAGCCACUGAGGAGCCCAUCCCCCGGCUCCAACCUCCACCUGCUCGGCUAGCCCUCUAGCCGUCCUACCGGCAAAAGGUCUCGGUGGGCUUCCUCUGAGCUCGGACCACCUGCCAAUUCCAGCCUUCCAUGCCGAGGCCCACCCUGUCAGUCCCUGCUUUUUGUCAUCGGCUUGGCAAACGGGAGAGCAAACGAAGCUUCAUGGGAAACAGCAGCAACAGUUGGGUUCUCCCCGGGGAGGAGGCACAAGGCUGGAUGGGCCAGGCUGUGCAGGGAGGGACCAGGACAAGCAGGUCCCAUGCAUCAUUCCCCAAGCUGGAGCUGGGCCUGGGACACCGUCCCUCCCCACCCCGGGAGCCGCCUACCUGCUCCAUCUGCCUGGAAAGGCCCCGAGAGCCCAUCUCACUGGACUGCGGCCACGACUUCUGCGUCCGAUGCUUCAGCACGCAUCGCAUCCCGGGCUGUGAGCUACCAUGCUGCCCCGAAUGCCGGAAAAUCUGUAAGCAAAAGAAGGGCCUCCGUAGCCUCGGGGAGAGGAUGAGGCUCCUACCCCAGCGACCACUGCCCCCCUCACUGCAGGAGACCUGUGCUGUGCGGGCAGAGCGCCUGCUGUUGGUGCGCAUCAGUGCCUCUGGAGGCCUCAUCCUCAGGAUGGGGGCUAUAAACCGCUGUCUCAAGCAUCCGCUGGCGAGGGACACACCUGUCUGCUUGCUUGCCGUCCUGGGAGAGCAGCACUCAGGAAAGUCCUUCCUCCUGGACCACUUGCUCAGAGGCUUACCAGGCCUGGAAUCCGGUGACAAUGGCAAGGCCAGAGCAGAGGGGUCCCUGCCUGGGAUCAGAUGGGGUGCUAAUGGCCUCACCAGGGGCAUCUGGAUGUGGAGCCACCCUUUCCUGCUAGGAAAAGAAGGAAAGAAGGUGGCCGUGUUCUUAGUGGACACAGGAGACGUCAUGAGCCCAGAACUGAGCAGGGAAACAAGGGUAAAGCUCUGCGCCCUCAGCAUGAUGCUCAGCUCCUACCAGAUCCUGAAUGCCUGCCGAGAACUGAAGGACACAGACCUGGGCUAUCUGGAGAUGUUCGUUCAUGUGGCCGAGGUGAUGGGCAAGCAUUAUGGGAUGGUGCCAAUCCAGCAUCUGGACCUCUUAGUUCGUGAUUCUUGCCAUCACAAUAAGACAGGGCAAGGGCACGUGGGUGACAUCCUCCAGAAGCUGUCCGGAAAAUACCCCAAGGUUCAGGAGCUGCUCCUAGGGAAACGGGCCCGCUGUUACCUCCUGCCUGCUCCUGAGAGGCAGUGGGUAAACAAAGGACAAGAAGGCAACACAGAAGACGACUUCUCCCACCAUUUCCGGGCCUACAUCUCCGAUGUGCUGAGCACAGCCCCUCAGCAUGCUAAGAGCCGCUGCCAAGGGUACUGGAGUGAAGGGCGUGCCAUGGCCAGGGGGGACAGACGCCUGCUCACAGGGCAGCAGCUAGCACAGGAGAUCAAGAAUCUCUCUGGAUGGAUGGGGAAGACUGGGCCCAGUUUCAGCUCUCCAGAUGAGAUGGCUGCUCAGCUUCAUGACCUGAGGAAAGUGGAAGCUGCCAAGAAGGAAUUUGAAGAAUAUGUGAGGCAGCAGGACAUAGCCACCAAGCGCAUCUUCUCUGCACUGCGAGUCCUGCCGGACACUAUGCGGAACCUCCUCUCUACCCAGAAGGAUGCCAUCUUGGCCCGCCAUGGUGUGGCCCUGUUGUGCAAGGAGAGAGAGCAGACCUUGGAGGCCUUGGAAGCUGAGCUGCAGGCGGAGGCCAAGGCCUUCAUGGACUCCUACACGAUGCGCUUCUGCGGCCACCUGGCCGCCGUAGGGGGCGCUGUAGGUGCUGGGCUCAUGGGCUUGGCAGGGGGUGUGGUGGGUGCAGGCAUGGCGGCAGCAGCUUUGGCUGCUGAAGCUGGGAUGGUGGCAGCUGGGGCAGCGGUGGGGGCCACUGGGGCUGCUGUAGUUGGGGGUGGUGUGGGUGCUGGGCUGGCCGCCACUGUGGGCUGCAUGGAGAAAGAGGAAGAUGAGAGGGUGCAAGGAGGGGACCGAGAGCCCCUUCUCCAGGAAGAAUAACAGCCAGGAGAUGUUGAAGGGCGAAGGAGCUGGAAGGCAAGAAGGAAGGAUUCAGAGGGACCAGUGUAUGCUGGUCCUGCCGAAUGCCCUGUGUCAAACGCUGGCUGAGCCAGGGCUUUA